Onychostoma macrolepis is the source of this 2923-nucleotide messenger RNA. It is a transcript of the gene il20ra, whose product is annotated as interleukin 20 receptor, alpha. Gene Ontology annotation, molecular function: protein binding. The transcript is spliced from 7 exons. The coding region runs from base 138 to 1592 and encodes 484 amino acids. The record is from RefSeq and is a predicted model, not a curated record. Lineage: Eukaryota; Metazoa; Chordata; Actinopteri; Cypriniformes; Cyprinidae.
CCCACCGGCGCUGCAGUGACAGCAGAGUGCGCCUGACACACACCUGAGUGACACACCUGAGAUCGGAGCGGGAGCAGAGGCACGUUCAGCUGAAGCCAGCACCGGGACAGCAUGAUAAGGAGUAAGAGCUCGCAGCGAUGCAGACGGGUUUAGUGUUCGCGCUGUGUUUGCUCUGGACACGAGCAUCAGCGUCCUCAGUAGAGCGACCGCCUGAGCCUCGAGAUGUCCACUUCUACUCGGAGAACCUGAGGAACAUCGUGAGGUGGACGCCAGGAGCAGGGUCUCCCAACGACACCGUCUACACUGUGGAGUACGCCAUUUACGGCGAUGAGGACGAGAGCGGCUCUAAGCAGCUGAGGUGGAGGCGUGUGGAGCACUGCUCCUCCGUCACACAGAGCCAAUGUGACGUGUCUCAGGAGACCUUUAACCUGGAGGAGGACUACUACGCCAGAGUCAGGGCCGCCAGCGCAAACACACAGUCCGUCUGGACCGAGAGCAGGAGCCGCUUCAGCCCCGCGCUCGACACGAUCCUCGGCGCACCGCUGCUGGACCUGACCGUGCUGCAAAACUACAUCAACGUCACGAUAAAGGGGCCCUUCAGAUGGAGAACGAAGAGGACAAAGAAAGAGAAGUCACUCUGGAAGAUCUUCCCACACAUGAUGUAUAACGUCUCUGUGUUCAACAGCGGGAGCAAUCACACGGAAUACAGGCUUCUUAAAAACGGGACCGUGACGCUGGGCCCCCUGGACUUCUCCACCCAGAUCUGUGUGAGUGUCCAGGCCCAGUCGCAGUCUCGGCCUCUGGCCUACAAACCCAGCGGGCGGCAGUGCGUCAAGACGGCCAAAGACCCGUUCAGAGAUCAGCUGCUGGCUGCGAUGCUGGGCGGCGUGCUGCCGUCUGCGCUCUGUCUGUGUGUGCUCACUGUGCUCGGGGGACUCGUCCACUGCUACAUCACCGACCACAGGCAGAAACUGCCCAAGAGCACGCACGUGGUUGGUAUGAGUGAAAGGCUCCACACUUUCCAGCCAGAAAAGCCUCCAACAUUCAUCUUCAACAUCAAAGUGUGUGGAGAGGAGUUGGCUCUGCCUCAGCUGGUGUGUGGUGAGGGCUGGUCAGAGGCGGAUGCUGAGGCUCUGAGCGCUGAUCCGCCGCCGCCGCCGCUGGGUUACGCUCAGCAGCACGCUCCUCCGCCGGCCGCCGCUCCACUACCGGACGAAGAGGACUCUGUGAGCGUGCACUCUGAGCCGCAGGAGCCGCAGCACAACGAGGCCGGAGAUUACGGCAUCGUGCUGCCGGCCGUGAGCAGCCCGUACCGGACACAAGAGCACACGGUGCUGUCUGUGAACGCCUGUAAGGAUGAGCCAGAUGACCAAGUACAGAUAUUCCUGGACUGGAGCCCAGAGACUCAAGAACUGAAGAUCCCUCUGAUGGGCUUGUUAGGUCUGGAGGAGGAAGCUCAGAUCCGGACUGAAGCGGUCACGCUGCUGCCUAACCUCAUCCUGAGACAGAGCUCGGAGGAAAACAGCGAGCCGGACGACUUCAUCAAGAUGGAGCGAGACUGGGGCCUCGUCAUCCACUCCAGCCCAGACUAACAGAGGAAUAACACGCUGCUUCAGACUCCUGACAGAAUAUGAAGAUCAUUUUGCUAUACACUUGCUAUUUAUCUUAUUUAUAGUGUUCAGGCUUACACACGAGACGAUAUUAGGACUGCAAAACAAUUAGUCGCAAUUAAUCGAUUCACAGUAAAAGUUUAUGUUUACAUGCUAUAUGUGUGUGUCCUGUGUAUAUUUAUUAUGUAUAUAUAAAUACACACACACAUACUUGUAUAUAUGAAGAGUUAAUUUGCAAAAACAUAUAACUCAUCGACUCAAAUCAUGUUUUUUGUCCUGCAUUCCAAUUAAUAUCAAUCAAACUGCAGUUGGGUUGUUUUGAUUAAAUAGUAAUAACUAAAACAAAUACAGCUAACUAACACAAUGAAAAAACAUGAUUUAAGAAAAUUAAUAAAAACAAAAUAAACUCUUCAUAUUUAAAAAAAUAUGUGUAUGUAUUUGUAUGUAAAUACUUGUAUAUUUAUAUUAUAUAUAAAUAUUUUACAUAUAAAUCUAACAUAUUUUUUCUUAAUAUAUACAUCUAUGUGCGUGUAUUUAUAUAUACAUAAUAAACAUACACAGUACACACAUAUAGUAUGUAAACAUGAUCUUUUAUUUUGAAUCGAUUAAUCGCGACUAAUCGUUGUGUAGCCUUAGACGAUAUAAUGAAGGAUUUUCAGUAGUCUUUGUUUUUUCAUUCACUGUGAACAUGAGACCUCAUGAACAAAGAUUCUGUAUUAAAUUACAUUUAAUCACAGACGUGCACGGCCUGGAAACUGCUCAAGGGAAAUAAACUCAGUUCUGGAAGCCAUGUUUGAGCCAGUCACCUGAGCUGUGUGCCACGUAUCAGAAAACUUCCAUCACUCAGCUAUUAAAAAGUCUAUUUCACAACAAAGCCCUCCAGAAAAAUCCCCUGGUAACACAUCUACUAUAAUAUAGUGAAAUAUGUGCGACUGUCAAACCCUGACCCCUUGUGCAGAAGCCAGAUUUCGUUUGAAGGGAAUGAAAACAAGGCUGUGAGCGAGAUAGAGUUUGUUCAGUACUGCUGUGUACAUCAAUGAUUUUCUGAUGAUACGUUGCAAAUAUAUAAAGAAGUGGACAAAUAAACCAUGCUUUGUGAACUUUAGAAACAUAAUACAGUAUGACAUUGUGCGUGUACUUAUCAACAAUGAUGCAGAAAAAGGGAGUUAUAUUGAAGGAAUUCACAUUUUAUAUUAUAUUGUAUAUAUCUAUUUUAAAUGUACAUAAACCAAAUGAUAUUUUUUAUUGAAAAAAACUUUGUUUAUUGUAAAAUGUGAUGAACAUCCAGAUUAAUAAAGUGACUAUAAAUGCUA